Hansenula anomala is the source of this 885-nucleotide messenger RNA. RefSeq names its product TLC domain-containing protein. NCBI's taxonomy places the organism in Eukaryota, Fungi, Ascomycota, Saccharomycetes, Phaffomycetales, Wickerhamomycetaceae. The coding region runs from base 1 to 885 and encodes 294 amino acids. Gene Ontology annotation, biological process: lipid homeostasis. The record is from RefSeq and is a predicted model, not a curated record. The transcript has a single exon. Gene Ontology annotation, cellular component: membrane; endoplasmic reticulum.
AUGGCUUCUCAAAUCGCAUCGUUCUUUACAUCAAACAGGUAUCAUGAUCCUCUAUCACAUGUUGAACUUCCCUUUAUCAACCAAUACGUGAAACCUCUAUACAACAAUGAAGUACUAGAUAAACAUAUCCAUGAACUGGUUAUUAUCAUCCUGGGCUAUCAUUCAAUUUAUGUGUCAUCCUCAAUAUUUGCGCCGUUAUUAUUCCCAAACGCGUUCAAGACCUUAUCUACUAAAAACAAGAUUGAUUUCCAUAUUCAUGUUGUUUCCAUGGUACAAGCCAUUUUGAUUCUAUUUGCAAUCAUACCAUUGUUCAAUGAUCCUAUUCUUUCAGAGGAUAGAGUGUUUGGAUAUACGCCCUAUGGUGGAUUGAUUGCAACUAUGGCUUUAGGUUAUUUUCUUUGGGACACUAUAGUUUCACUAGUUUAUGUUAGGUAUUUUGGUAUUGGAUUCCUACUUCAUGGAAUUGUUUCAUCUGCUGUUUUUUGGAUUGGUAUUCAACCUUAUAUCGUCCAUUAUGCUGCGAUUUUCAUCUUGUUUGAAAUUUCAACACCUUUCUUAAAUUUAAGAUGGUUUGGUAUAAGAUUUCCAAAAUUGUUUCCUGAUUGGUUUAAUCUAGUUAAUAAUGCUAUUUUGAUUUUGAUUUUCUUCUUUAUUAGAAUUUGUUAUGGAUGGUAUCAAGCAUUCCAGUUGGGUACUGAUUUUUAUAAUGCUUCAAAUGAUGAAAGGUUCAAUCUAUUAUACACUAUUGUCAUCAUGGGUGGUAAUUCAGUCUUGAAUGUUUUGAAUCUUUAUUGGUUUUAUAGAAUGGCUAAAGUUGCUUAUGCUGUGAUUGCCGAUAUGCUUUCUGGUGGGAAUGAACAUGAUGAUGCUAAAAAAGAUAUAUGA